AUGGGAGUGCAGAGAUUGCUGGGACGGGAGACUUGCAAGGGACGGAAUGGGCUCCAGGGAAGGCGAGGCGAGGUGGGGCUCUUGGACACAGAUCUCCGCCUCCCUGGAGGGGCAGCCCUGACUACCUUGGAGAAGGCUCGGAGGCGGGUUCUCGGGGGCUCGAGCCUCUCGGAGUUGGCCACUUCUCCGCCGAGGCGCAGCGAAGGCGACAGCUUUCUUUCGGCGCGGCUGCGUGGGAGCCCGGCGCCUGCUCGGUGGGUGCCUGGACUUGGCGCUCCGGCCCGGGGCUGCCCAGCCAUGCUGUGCUGCCUGCUGCUGCGAGCCAGCAACCUCCCCAGUGUGAAGAAGGAGCGGCGUAGCGACCCUGUCGCCAGCCUGACUUUCCGAGGGGUGAAGAAGAGAACUAAAGUCAUCAAGAACAGUGUGAACCCCGUGUGGAAUGAGGGCUUUGAGUGGGACCUCAAGGGCGUCCCCCUGGACCAAGGCUCUGAGCUUCACGUGGUGGUCAAAGACCAUGAGACGAUGGGGAGGAACAGGUUCCUGGGGGAAGCCAAGAUCCCACUCCGGGAGGUCCUGGCCACCCCCAGUCUGUCUGCCAGCUUCAAUGCCCCCCUGCUGGACACCAAGAUGCAGCCCACAGGGGCUUCGCUGGUCCUGCAGGUGUCCUACACGCCUCUCCCUGGAGCUGUGCCCCUGUUCCCACCCCCCACUCCUCUGGAGCCUUCCCCAACUCUGCCUGACCUGGAUGUGGUGGCUGGUGAGGAGCCCACCCUCGGCCUGGCAGGGCCCCUGGCAAGAAGGCUGGCAGUGGCACCUGAGCUUGGGGGUUGGGGGCUGCAGUGGGGCUUCGUGGCCUUUGCUGCCUUCCCCAGGUUGGGGGCUGCCCAUGCCUGGAAAAGAGAAGAUGCGGAUGAAGGACCCAGCCCUCAUUGGCACCCUCUCCUCCCAGAUACAGGAGGAGAGCAGGACACCGAGGACCAGGGGCUCACGGGAGAUGAGGCAGAGCCAUUCCUGGAUCAGAGUGGCGCUCUAGACCCGGGGGCUCCCACCAGCCCCAGGAAGCCACCUUCUCAUCCUCCCCCCUACCACCCUGGGAGCAAAAGAAAGAGACGCGCGCCCACGCCCAAAAAGCUGCUGUCAGACAAACCGCAGGACUUCCAGAUCAGGGUCCAGGUGAUCGAGGGACGCCAGCUGCCGGGGGUGAACAUCAAGCCUGUGGUUAAGGUCACCGCUGCUGGGCAGACCAAGCGGACGCGGAUUCACAAGGGAAACAGCCCACUCUUCAAUGAGACUCUUUUCUUCAACGUGUUCGACUCUCCCAUGGAGCUGUUCGAUGAGCCCAUCUUCAUCACGGUGGUAGACUCCCGGUCCCUCAGGACAGAUGCUCUCAUUGGGGAGUUCCAG
Molecule: messenger RNA, 1404 nt
Organism: Galeopterus variegatus (Sunda flying lemur)
Lineage: Eukaryota; Metazoa; Chordata; Mammalia; Dermoptera; Cynocephalidae
Product: dysferlin-like
Exons: 10
Biological process (GO): regulation of neurotransmitter secretion
Cellular component (GO): synaptic vesicle membrane
Molecular function (GO): calcium ion binding
Source: RefSeq, a predicted model, not a curated record